Dreissena polymorpha is the source of this 1660-nucleotide messenger RNA. RefSeq names its product autocrine proliferation repressor protein A-like. The record is from RefSeq and is a predicted model, not a curated record. The transcript is spliced from 14 exons. NCBI's taxonomy places the organism in Eukaryota, Metazoa, Mollusca, Bivalvia, Myida, Dreissenidae. Bases 106 to 1563 code for a protein of 485 amino acids.
AAUGACGAUAGAUGAAAUCUGAAUGAACUGGUUUCUUCUGACAAUGGAUACACUAACCCCAUUUACCCAAUCUAACAUCUUGCUGCUUACCGUGAAAGAAUCACCAUGAUGGUUGUAUAUAUUCUUGCAUCGUUGCUCAUGUCGUGCAUGCUCCACGGAGUUUGGGCCACGCCCCUAGACGAUUACGUGAACAAUCUCGACCCAACGUACUCGUAUGAGACGCUGGAGACGUUCCAGGGGGAGGGGUACACUCUAUACAACAUCAACAUGACGUCACAAUCAUGGAUACCUGAUCUUCAGAGUCAACCGGUAUGGUGGCACUACCUUUCUGUCAUAGUCCCGGAUAAGAUCCUCAUCAAAGGGGCCUGCUUUUUGUUAAUCGAUGGCGGAACUAACCGCGAUAGUCCACCCAAGCCGACAGACAAUUUUGUUCGACUGACCACUGUCAUUGCGGCCACAACUGGAGCCAUUGGGGCGUGUCUUAAACAGAUCCCUAACGAGCCAAUCACGUUCAAGGAGGACCCAGACCGGAAACAGCGUACGGAGGAAGAAAUCAUCGCAUGGGGCUGGAAGACCUUCUUGGAAAAUCAGGGGGCGGAUCCAGAAAUACUUGUAGAACUACCGAUGACCAAGGCGGGUGUUCGGGCAAUGGAUACUAUCGAUGACUUCACGAAGAAACAACACGGGUUCGUCACAGAUCGGUUUCUGGUGGCCGGAGCUUCAAAACGAGGCUGGACAACGUGGUUAGUUGGUGCAGUCGACAAGCGGGUUGUUGCCAUAGCACCAAUCGUUAUGGACCUUCUGAACAUGCAGGAGAACAUGCACCACUUUUAUCGAUCCUUAGGUGGUUGGACCUUCGCCUUUCACGACUUUUAUGAUGUCAACUUUACGGCAAAUGUCGACAGUCCAUAUGUCAAAGAUCUGACCGGAAUCAUUGAUCCACUGUCGUACAACGAGCGUUAUGCGAAUAUGCCAAAGUACAUAACAAGCACGGGAGGAGACGAGUUCUUCAUGGUGGAUGACUCCAAGUUUUACUUUGAUGUGCUCAAGGGAGAGAAAUAUCUCAGAAUGAUACCGAAUGCAGAACACGGUCUUGUGGGUCAUGAAACCAGUGUGAUGUUUGGGAUUCGGGCCUUCUUCCUAUCUGUCAUGAACAAUAAACCAUUACCAAAAGUAGACUGGAUAUUGAAUACCACAGCCAUUGGCGGCAAGAUCAGCGUGACCACGGAUGUUCAGCCUCUAUCUGUGGAGUGUUACCACGCGACCACCUUGGAUGACACACGAAAAGAUUUCCGGUUACUUCGAGGGACCCCGGGUGACCCGACUAAGCCCAAGCUUCACCCUGUACUGUGGCACAAGUCAUAUGCAACACCCACCAGCGCUCUGAGCUGGGAGGUGGAGUUUCUAAACCCCAAGGUUGGAUGGACUGCAUUCUUUAUACAGGUGACGUUUGCUGGCCUCGCCGACUCGGUGCUCGAGUUCACCACUCAGACUCUCAUCAUACCGGACACGUACCCCUUCCCGGACUGUCAUGGCGCCGAGUGCAGGGGGACGCUCGUGUAGACUCAAGCUUUCCGUCCAAGGAUUAAAACAAUAACCAUGUUUGAUUUGUGACAUACAUGUAUACAUAUGCAAUUGAAAUACAAUCGUUAUUGUAUAA